GAGGAAACGCAGCGCCCGCUCACGUCCCGUCUGCAGAACCCCCUCCGUGUCUCUGGAGCAGCUGAUCUCAGACCACAGCAGCGGACACUUCAACCACCUUUUUGUGUUUUUUAAAUCAGUUAUUUCUUGGCUCCCCUCGGGAGGAUACUUGGGGAUAUUGUGGGAUGCUGGUCCCCGGCGCUGGUCCGCUGCGCGCCUGGCUGUGCGCGCUCAGCUGCGCGUCCUUUUUCCAAUCCGGAGACGCGUCGCGGCUCAAGACUCCUGCUCUGCCCAUCCAGUCUGAGAGGGAACCGCUGCCCUCCAAGGGCCUGCCAGGAUGCUCCUUUGGGAGUCGGUUCUACUCCCUGGAGGACACGUGGCACCCGGACCUGGGCGAGCCAUUCGGGGUCAUGCACUGUGUCCAGUGCUACUGCGAACCCCAGAAGAGUCGGCGAGGGAAGGUGUUCGGGAAGGUCAACUGUAAGAACAUCAAGCAGGACUGUCCGGUCCCGGACUGUGAGGACCCGGUCCUGCUGCCGGGACACUGCUGCAAAACCUGCCUGAAAGGUACAGAUGACAAAAAACAGGCCGAGUCUCUUCUGGACAGCUUUGAGUAUUUCUACGAGAAGGGCAAAGAGGACGAUCUCCACAAAUCCUACAACGACCGAUCGUACCUGAGCUCGGAGGACACGGGCCCCGGGCAGAGCCACACCGAUUUUGUGGCGUUGUUAACGGGCGUGACGGACUCGUGGCUGCCCAGCUCCAGCGGAGUGGCCAGAGUCCGGUUCACCCUGACCAAGACCAGCCUGACCUUCUCCAUCACAUACCAGAGAAUGGGCCGCCCAAGUAAACUAGUCUUCCUGGACACAGACGGGACGACGGCUUUUGAAUAUAAAGUUCCUAAGGGACAGUCAGACAUGAUCUGCGGGGUGUGGAAGAACAUCGCCCAGACUAUCGUACAGCAACUGCAGUCCGAGCUCGUGCGUGUCCGGAUCAGCACGGCUCCGGGCAGACGGGAGGAAGUGGAAGGAAAGAUCAUCAAACACCGGGCGCUGUUCGCUGAGACGUUCAGUUCAAUGUUGACGUCAGAGGAGGAGAAUUCGGGCAUGGGAGGGAUGGCCAUGCUGACGCUGAGCGACACGGAGAAUAACCUGCACUUCAUCCUGAUCCUGCAAGGGCUGAUCAAACAGCAGGACAAAGAGCUCCUGGUGGUGCCAAUCCUAGUCCAGCUGGUUUACCGCCAACAUAUCCUGAGAGAGAUCAGAGCCAACAUCACCUCUCAUGAUCCAGACUUUGCAGAAGUGCUGACGGACCUGAACAGCCGAGAGCUGUUCUGGUUGUCUCGGGGUCAGCUGGACAUCACCGUGGCAACGCAGGACCUGGACCAGAAACAGAUUUCUGGCUCCAUCACCGGGAGAAGAUCAUGUGAUACUAUCCAGAGCGUGAUGUCCAGCGGCGACGCGUUAACCCCAGGGAAGACCGGCGGGGUGGGAUCUGCCGUCUUUAGCCUCCACGACAACGGAACUCUGGAGUACCAGGUUCAGGUUGCAGGUCUCACCAGUGACAUCAUAGGACUGACGAUAGAGCUGAAGCCGCGGCGUCGGAACAAGCGCUCCGUCCUGUACGACCUGACUCCGGAGUACAGCCCGGCCGCGGGGCGGGCGCUGGGCAGCUGGAGCCGUCUGGAGGCCCGGCACAUCCACAUGCUGCUGCAGAACGAGCUCUUCAUCAACGUGGCCACCGUGCACAACCAGGAGGGGGAGCUGAGGGGGCAGAUACGGGCGCUGCCCUACAGCGGCCUCGACGUGCCCAGACACGAUCUGCCCUCCACUCUCGCUGGUCAGUUUGUGUCCCCACCAGUCAGGUCUGGGGCUGCAGGCCACGCCUGGGUGUCCGUGGAUAAACAUUGCCACAUGCACUAUGAGAUAAUAGUUGCAGGUCUGAGUAAGACGGAUGAUCUUUCGGUGAACGCCCACCUGCACGGCCUGGCUGAGAUCGGAGAGCUGGACGACAGCAGUACGGCACACAAGAGGCUGCUGACGGGCUUCUACGGCUCCCAGGCUCAGGGCGUUUUGAAAGACAUCAGUGUUGAACUACUGCAACAUCUGGACCAGGGAACAGCCUUCAUUCAAGUCAUAACCAAACUGAACCCACAGGGGGAAAUACGAGGACGGGUUCAUGUGCCAAACAGCUGUAAAUUUGGGGUUGGAGGAGAUGUGGAGGAGGAAGAGUUUGACUACCUUUUUGUGAAGGACCCGGAGGAGCUGAAAAAAGAUCCACAUACCUGUUUUUUUGAGAACCAGCACCACGCCCACGCUUCCCGCUGGACACCCAACUACGACAAAUGCUUUUCCUGUGGUUGUCAGAAGCGAACGGUGAUCUGUGAUCCGGUCAUCUGUCCAGUGCUGAAAUGCUCCAGAACCAUCCAACCUGAGGACAAAUGCUGCCCAAUUUGUGAUGAGAGGAGAGACCCCAAAGAUAUGAAAGCUCCUGAGAGGCUGGAAGAACAUCCUGAAGGUUGUUACUUUGAAGGCGACCAGAAGAUGCACGCCCCCGGCACCACAUGGCAUCCUUUUGUCCCUCCCUUUGGCUUCAUUAAAUGUGCUGUUUGCACUUGCAAGGGCUCGACGGGAGAGGUUCACUGUGAGAAGGUGACGUGUCCCGUCCUGACCUGCAGCCACCCGGUGAGACGCAGCCCGUCGGACUGCUGUAAGGUUUGUCCGGAGGAGGAGAGGACGUCCGUGGGGCUGGAGCACAGCGACAUGAUGCAGGCGGACGGGCCACGGCCCUGCAAGUUUGGAAAGAACUAUUACCAGAACAGUGACAGCUGGCACCCCUGGGUGCCCCUGGUGGGCGAGAUGAAGUGCAUAAACUGCUGGUGUGAUCACGGCGUGACCAAGUGUCAGAGGAAGCAGUGUCCCGUCAUCUCCUGCACCAACAUCACCCGGACGGAGGGCUCGUGCUGCCCGCAGUGUGCUGAUCAACUGAUAAUGAAAAGACCAGACAAAGUACGGACUUGGAGACACUGAUCCGCUGGGAUGUAACUCUCCAGAAAAGAACCAUGAACCCUUCUCGUCUCAUUCAACACCUUCCUAACCUUCCUAACCUUCCUAACCUUCCCAACCUUCCUAACCUUCCUCCUCCUACACGUGGCUGAGCCUAGAGCUGCACCCUGGGGUCCCUGGGGUCCCGCCCCCCCCCCCACCUAUCACCCACCCUGGUAUCAGCUUCAAGAUUGUAAUGAGGAGAAACAAAUACAGAAGGGAGAGUCAAAAGUGGAAAUGAAAGACUUAUUUAAUGAAGGAUUAAAGCUAUGAAGAGGAGCGACUCUGGCCUCUCUCUCUCCUCCUUCAGUGUUUGCUGCAAUUUCAUGUCGCUAAGUUUUCCUAAGCAUCUCAGUGGACCAAAUGUUGGAGCUGUAAAUACAACACAGCUGCUCCGUGGGACGGACAUCUAUCCGGACUUUAAGUAGCUGAUGCUGGGAAGAUUGCGUGUGUUGUAUUUAAGUGACAGAGCUUCACUUUCUGAGUGGAAUCCCAGCCACUACUGGACAAGUGUUGCUUUACUUUGAGUGAAUGUAUCACUGGAAAUAAAUGUUUUCUAGAUUUUCCAGCCGUCAGACCAACCAUGAAUGGUGUUUCUCUUUGAAACAGCACCUGUAGAUAAAAAUGUUUUCCUCUUUUUUUUUUCCUUUUUUUUUUUUUUUUUUUUACAGCCAUUGUGGAAAACGAAUUUGGUUUGUAUUUUGUAUUUAUUUAAUAGUGUGGAAACAGAAUA
Molecule: messenger RNA, 3756 nt
Organism: Cololabis saira (Pacific saury)
Lineage: Eukaryota; Metazoa; Chordata; Actinopteri; Beloniformes; Belonidae
Gene: chrd
Product: chordin
Exons: 21
Coding region: 165-3008 (947 amino acids)
Biological process (GO): multicellular organism development
Molecular function (GO): protein binding
Source: RefSeq, a predicted model, not a curated record